AUGUCUUCAUCUGCCGUAAAACUCGGCGGCGGCGAAGCGGAGUGUCAGUCUCCCGGACCACGCGGGACAGCCCAGCUGCAGAGUAAUCUGGCGGUCGACAGGGAAUUUCGUGGCAACGAGUUACCAUGUCUAUCUGCGUCCACCGUGACAGCCUUCGUCAGCAUGUCUGGUCCGGCGAUGUCAUGGUGGGCGUUGUUCCAGUAUGGGGGACGACGCAAGGCGGAUGCUUCGUACGAACUCGCGGGUACCUCUGGCUCGACGAACGGAGGUGACGUGGAAGUGGGGGCGUGCAAGACACAGCCGGAAGUUGAAUCAGCUGGAGGCGUGACAAUGAGUGGAAAAUCAGCGUCAUACGAGAGCCUUGAUCCCCUCCGCAUACCUGACACGUCGAAUCGUCGCGGUCGUGGCGCAGACGAGAGCACCUGCUUGGAGUCGGGAUCAAUUCUAGACAGCCUGUCGCACACGAUACCGGAGAAGAAGAAGUCGGGGUUUUGGUGGACAGGGGUUAUCAUUUUGAAGUCGUUCAUAGGCGGCGGCUUCCUGUUUCUCCCUCACGUUUUUAUGCGAGGAGGCCUCAUCCUGUCUUUCAUCACCUUUUUCCUGGGCUUCGCGAUGGCUCUUUACUGUAUGAUUCUUCUCGUUCGGUGCUGCAAGCCAGGCCUCGUUGAAUGCUAUGAAGAUAUUGCGGAGCUGACGUACGGCCCCUGGGGAGGUCGCGCAGUGGAGGUUUGUAUCGUCGCUUCUCAGUUGUCUUUUUCGACCGUGAAUAUGGUUGUGGUAGCAGGGAAUCUACGAGAUGUGAUCUGGACAGCGAGCGACUGUGAUCCAAACUUUGAAAUCCCGACACGCGUACUCCUUUGGGCAGGAGCACUUAUAUACGUACCGCUGUGCCUUCUAACACGCAUGAGGCAGCUUGCCCCCGUCGCACUGGUUGCUAAUAUUGGAACAGGAGUGGGGAUAAUUAUGCUGCUCGCCGCCGUCGGCGUGGAGCUCGGCUCCAAAAAGGAAAUUGCGCAGGUGACAUUCUGCGACUGGCAGAGCUUUCCGCUCGUGCUUGGCACGGUAAUCUACAUGUGGGAAGGUACUGGCCUCGUGCUUCCUAUCCGGCACAACGCGAAGAGGCAUGUACAGGAGCAUUUUUCUCAGGUUCUGUCAGUGUGCUUGGGAGCUCUCCUGGUGACCUAUUCAAGCUACGUCCUCUUCACGAAUUUCACAUUUGGCACGCUUUUAGAAGCAGUCAUCCUCUCCAAUCUACCAGCCAAUGGCCUUGGUCUCACUGUCCAGGCUAUCUUUGCUCUUGCUGUCAUGGCUACAGUGCCGCUGAUGAUGUUCCCAGCCUCCGAGAUUGUGGAGAGCAGGGUUCUCUCUCGCUUUCAGUGCUCCACUCCGCCGUCCGCAGCAGUUGCGUCCAGCGCCCUGAGGACAUGCCUGGUGAUUCUGACGUUGGCGGUGGCGACAGGAGGGUUACAUCAAAUUGAUAACUUCGUUGCUCUUAUUGGCGGAGUUUGUGGGGCCCCUUUGACCUUUGUUUUCCCGACCCUCCUUUAUCUAAAGCUGUUUCCUGAUGAACCGAUACUAUGGCGAGUUUUCCACUAUGCCAUUGUCGUCGGGGGCGUGGGGGUGCAGGUCUUUUCCCUCUACUGGGCGAUCAAGUCUUGGAGCGGUACUGAGGAGUUCGUAGCGCGCUGUACAGCAUAG
This is a messenger RNA of Besnoitia besnoiti, 1698 nucleotides long. Its product is annotated as transmembrane amino acid transporter protein. Lineage: Eukaryota; Apicomplexa; Conoidasida; Eucoccidiorida; Sarcocystidae. Gene Ontology annotation, biological process: amino acid transmembrane transport. The record is from RefSeq and is a predicted model, not a curated record. The transcript is spliced from 6 exons. Gene Ontology annotation, molecular function: amino acid transmembrane transporter activity. Bases 1 to 1698 code for a protein of 565 amino acids.